AUGAGGGGGAAAUACUUUCUGCUGGGUUACUUGUUGGUCAAAGUUAUGGCGCUGGUCUGCAAGGCGGACGGAGAACCAGGACAAGUGGAGGGCUUUGUCAUGAUGACGACGUGCAAUGGAUCCAGGGAGGACGAGGGCGCAGGCUUCUCGGAGCCCCCGCACACGGAGGACAGGUGCCGGGGGUACUACGAUGUGAUGGGCCAGUGGGACCCGCCGUUCGUUUGUAAAACGGGGGAUUAUCUGUACUGCUGCGGCACCUGUGGCUUUCGGUUCUGCUGCUCCUACAAGACCUCGCGGCUGGAUCAGAGCACCUGUAAAAACUACGACACUCCGGUGUGGAUGAUGACAGGUCAAACCCCGUUUAAGAAAAACGACCUUCGGCACGACCCCACCAAAGAUAAAACUAAUUUAAUCGUGUAUAUCAUCUGUGGAGUAGUGGCUAUCAUGGCACUUGUUGGGAUAUUCACCAAACUCGGUCUGGAAAAGGCGCACCGACCCCAGAGAGAGAAUAUGACUAGGUGGGUUUAUGGGGUUCUGCUGCUGUUGAGCGCGCCGCGAGCAUUUUUGUUGUGCUUGUUUUCAAGGAGCUUGCUUGGUGCGCACAUGUAGGCUAGAGCGCGCGCCACAAUAAUAUUUGACGCUUGAGUUCUAGCCUCACGCUUGCCAUGUUUAUAUUGGUAAACUACUAUAGGCUACCUCAUUCUAAUAGCGUUGUCCCUGAAAUAAGAAAUCGAGGAUAUCAUCUAAACUUGGUUCUUGUUUAAAAUUAUAAUAAGACAUCACCCAAUCAAUGAAUUUUACGCGCACAAUAAAUGCCUCUUCAGUGGAUAGAAAGUAGCUGUCAUCGACAGUUUAUUAAUUGGACUAGAUUGUAUAAUGUCAUCACCUGUGUGGGCUACUUGCCUGAUUCAUUCGCAGAGAGCGCGAGGGCGUAUGUCUCUUGCCGUGGAUAGCCACAUGCUCUCUGCUCCGCAACAUGCGCAUGCUAUUCCUUUAUUUGGAGAUAUUUCUCUAACAAUGGAUCAAUAGGUCCUAUUCGUUUUCGUCAUGAAAAUGUCUUAAUUCUCAGAAUUGUAUAUUUUUCGAAUUAAUGUGGAACCCGCUCACUCAACCACACAGUCAAAUUAACUAAUUCAUAUGAAAAUGUUGCUUUAUUUGAAAGCAGAGAUGCAAUAUUUGAUAUGAUGUGAUCAUCUUGAACUCGCUUCCCUGUGCACACAACUGUGCAGCAUGGUUGUCAUGAAAUCAAGCAUUAUGCACAGUUCUUCAUAGAAUAUAUUUCUUUGUCUGUCUGGCCAUUUCUUACAUCUGGAUAAAUCUCUCUCUCAUUCUCACACAGGGCUGUCCAGAGCGUGUUACAGGUCGGUUGUCCAGGUGAACAGUUCCAGGGGGAGGACACCCUUGGCAUGCACACACAGCACUAUGACACAAGGGCCAACAACCUCCGUAAGUUUCACAGUUUUGGCCCUAUAGGCAGUUGUUUUUGGUGGUAUGGUUGUGGACAGCUGUGUGUGGAUGUAUCUGCCACUGCAGAGACAUUUGAGACUGGAAGGGUUGGCCAUGGAGGCCCCGUUACAGAAAAAUAUAAUGUGGGCAGGUUGCCUGGUUGCAUAUUGUACACAGACUCUCAGUGAAGCAUUUGGUCUGUAAGGGUAUGUAUGGGUUUCAACCCUUGUAUCAUAGCCAGGUUUAUUAGUUUCAAAUGUGUCAUUCAUUUUAUAAUCUUAGAUGGAGGGAAACAAACUGCCUUCUGCUUUGUAAAUCCAGUGAUAAUUCACUGUUUUAUUUUUGUCCCAUGCCUACAUGAUUCAAGAUGUGUAAAAAGGUGGGGGGAGAGAGAGCGAGAGAGAGAGAGAGAGAAAUAAAUAAAUAAAUAAAGCGAGAGAGAGGGAGAGAGAACAACCGAGCAGUGUGAAUGGCAUCUAUUUCUGUUGCGUCCCGUGGGCUGCAACCACAGUUAUGGGCUUUGUAUUUUAACACAGAUCAACCAACUCAGAAACACAGAAGAGUCUUAAUCUGGAGUAUUUAAUAAACAUCUCAUGCUGUUGUACUACUGAUUCUGAUUCCAGUAUGAUUACAUCACCCCCUUUUGUGGCUGGAUGUGUUUCGACCUAGAAAUUGAAAAAUGAUCCAAACACAAAGCAAGUGGCACAUCUAAGCCUCCCUCCUACUUGAACAUUUUUAUUUUAAGACUUACUGACUGAGACUGUGAGUGUAGCUGACAGUGGUGUUGUCAGUGGAAUUUGUCCUUUUUUCUUGAUUCUAUCAAACACAAUCAGACUGACACACCUUAUCAUCCGGUGUGACGGUACUGGGCUCCUAACAGCUCUCCUUCGAAUCAUUUUAAAGUAGGGGCCUUUGUCUCUAAUGUCUUCCGGGGUGCUGGUGUCUGCUGUCAUCGAUUAUAUCUAGAAAUAACUGCCACUGAUGCUUCGAAGAGGCAGAUGUACCAGGUCUACCUGGCAAUGAAAGUUUCAACCUCAAGGGAUCUUUCCUGGUAAAAAAAAAAGGUUGUAUACUGAGUGUACAAAAUAUUAGCAACACCUGCUCUUUCCAUGACUGACCAUAGACUGACCAGGUGAAUCCAGGUGAAAGCUAUGAUCAGUUAUUGAUGUAAUUCAAUAUUAGGAAGGUGUUCCUAAUGUUUUGUACACUCAGUGUAGAUAGAUAAAGUACCAGACGUGUGGAGGUCUAAAGCGAGACUCUCUGAAGUACGUAUAAUAAUGUAUGCUAGUUGGCUGUGGUCCUUGCUCUUUUUGGGGGAAUGGGGGGGGGGGGGGGGGGGGGAUAAAAGGUUAAUGUGGAUGUAUUACAGUAUUUGCCUUGAAGAUACAUUUAAGGUAUAAGCUAAAUCUUGUGAGAUGCCGAGUAAGGUGAAACACACUACUGUUCACAGUUCGGCUGUGUACGUCUCUUGUUGAUCACAUUCUAUUUAUAGAGCAGACCAUCAAUUGAUUAUAGUUUAUGGCCAGAUUACCCUGUUACUGACAUCAUCAAUAGAUCCCAUCUUAGGUGUCCUCACCCAGCUUUGGAGAAGAAUGCCCAUGGCAGUUUGUAAGGCUGAUAGUCAUAACAAUCACUGUUUAUGCAGGGCAAUGGUGGAUAACAUUUUGGGAUUAGCUACUUUCUCCCCCAAGCAUUUUCCCCAAGCACCUCUGAGUAUAAGUUAAGGACAAGACUAGAGCAAGCGUUUUGUUCCUAACGUCGCUUUGUUUUGACAGCAUAUGGGAUGUUAUGCGUAAAAACCUUUUACCAUGUAUCGCUCAUGUGCGACGUCUCACACAACACAUCAACUAAUACAUCAGAGCUCAGAUCUCGUUAUGUUAAACCCCAUGAGUACUGGGGCCUCUGCUCUGUACCCCUUUGCACAUAAAAAAUUGACCGUUUAGCCCUGAACCAAUCAGCCCUCCUAUCCCCUGAACCAAUCAGCCCUCCUAUCCCCUGAACCAAUCAGCCCUCCUAUCCCCUGAACCAAUCAGCCCUCUUAUCCCCUGAACCAAUCAGCCCUCCUAUCCCCUGAACCAAUCAGCCCUCCUAUCCCCUGAACCAAUCAGCCCUCCUAUCCCCUGAACCAAUCAGCCCUCCUAUCCCCUGCUGGGCUGGUGAUCUCAAUGUAAUGUAAUCACAAAACUGAAUACUUUUUUAGAAUUCUUAAAGAGCUCAAAAUCCUGUGUCUCUGAGCCUUCAGCAUCAAAGCACAAAGUGAAAGACGGAGUGAGAGAUUGAAAUUGAAAUAAAGAGGGAAAGAGACACAGAGAAGGAGAGAGAGAGAGAGAGAGAGAGAGAGAGAAGGGGAGAGGUAGAGAGACAGAAAGAAAGAGAGGAGAGAGAGAGAGAGAGAGAGGACGACAUGUCGAGACUGUCAGAGAGGAUCAGUGCAAUGUCAACAGUUAAAUAUAUUUUGAGUGACAAAAGUUGACAUACUGCAGGCAGAAUGUAACCUCGUUUACAUCUGUGAAGGGCAAAGUGUCAUACAAGCUAUAUGAAGCCACUGCUGCUUCUGGUAGAAUUGCAAAGAAAAAGUUUGUUGUUCUUCACAUUGUCAAUCAACCUGAACUCAUGUGGGACAUUGAGAAAAAUAGAGGAUAUAAAUGUAUUAUUGAGAGCCCCAGAAAGAGAGCAGGGUAGGCUUUCCAUCCGUUGGCUGACUGAGACGGUGAUCUGUAUUCACAACUCAUGUUCACAAAGAUAAUUACCUGCCUAGCAGUUAUAAUCUUCCCUUAUCUCCAGAUAUGCAUUAGGCACUUGUUAUAUUUAAUAGGUAAUUGCUUGAAGACCAAACAGCAUGAAGAAAGGCUCUGUCUGCAAAACAAUCUCCACUCUUGAAUUUCUCUAACCUCAUCUACUGUUUAUUAGUUAUGCCAAAAUGGAUCACCUGCAGCUGUGUGUGUGUGUGUGCGUUGCGUAUAUGCGUACGUGCGUGUGUGUACGUGGUGUGUGUGGUGUGUACGUGGUGUGUGUACGUGGUGUGUGUGUGUGUGUACGUGGGGGUGUGUGUGUACAUGGUGUGUGUGUAUGUGGUCGGUGUGUGUGUGUGUACGUGGGGGUGUGUGUGUACAUGGUGUGUGUGUACGUGGGGGUGUGUGUGUACGUGGUGUGUGUGUACAUGGUGUGUGUGUACGUGGUGUGUGUGUGUGUGUGUACGUGGGGGUGUGUGUGUACAUGGUGUGUGUGUACGUGGGGGUGUGUGUGUACGUGGUGUGUGUGUACAUGGUGUGUGUGUACGUGGUGUGUGUGUUUGUGAACGUGGUGUGUGUAUGUGGUGUGUGUGUGUGUGUACGUGGUGUGUGUGUGUGUGUACAUGGUGUGUGUGUGUGUGUGUGUGUGUAAGUGGGGGUGUGUGUGUGUGUGUAAAAUGUAACACUACUGCUGGGUUUAUCAGAUCAGAGUUUUGUUGAGAGGUACAACUUCACCUGUCACCAAAGUCUCUUGUGUCAGUUCUUAUCCGGACUCUUCCAUCCUGACUCCUUCAAAGCCAGGCAUCCUGGAAGCAGCCACAGACAGGCAUCCUGGAAGCAGCCACAGACAGGCAUCCAGGAAGAAGCCACAGACAGGCAUCCAGGAAGAAGCCACAGACAGGCAUCCAGGAAGAAGCCACAGACAGGCAUCCAGGAAGAAGCCACAGACAGGCAUCCAGGAAGAAGCCACAGACAGGCAUCCAGGAAGAAGCCACAGACAGGCAUCCAGAAAGCAGCCACAGACAGGCAUCCAGAAAGCAGCCACAGACAGGCAUCCAGGAAGCAGCCACAGACAGGCAUCCAGGAAGCAGCCACAGACAGGCAUCCAGGAAGCAGCCACAGACAGGCAUCCAGGAAGCAGCCACAGACAGGCAUCCAGGAAGCAGCCACAGACAGGCAUCCAGGAAGCAGCCACAGACGGGCACAAAGCAAAGGAAAAUAAAGAAAAUGUUCCUUUUCAAUGUGCAGGAACAGGAGCAAGCUAA
Molecule: messenger RNA, 5443 nt
Organism: Coregonus sp. 'balchen'
Lineage: Eukaryota; Metazoa; Chordata; Actinopteri; Salmoniformes; Salmonidae
Source: the annotation of a GenBank genome assembly